GCAGCUGCGAUCAACCCUUUCAGAGGUUUUUGUACCUCUCCCAGGGACGGUCUUCUGUUUUAGCUAUGCCUUUUACCCUAUGUAACAAUUAAUGGAAACACUAAUAACGAGUUUAACAGGUCUCGUAAAUGGUCGCCCUUUCAGCCUUCAUUUAGAAAACGACCCUUGCCUGCCAAGACACUUUACACCCAUACUAUCAAUAUGAGUGAUCAGGUUGAUCACAGAUAUAUCACACAACAAAUCUUCCCUUCUACAUUCAUUAUGACCUCAAUUUGCUUUCCCAGUCGUGGGUCAAGAAAAGAAACAUAAAGAGUAAUUCCCACCCCUUCUGUACUUCCUCUGAUUUCCUAUAUAGGUGUCUUUUGAACCCGUACCCCUAAUUGCUACCUGUUUCUCUUGCGGAGUUUACUGAAGACAAUUACUAGCUGCUUUUGUUUUGAUGGAUAUUGAAACAGUUGGGCAGUUGGAUAACAUGGAAGACAUCCCUGUUCUGGUGGCAGAGUUACAACCUGGCAGAGCACAGCAGUAUGACUGGAAAUCAAGUUGUGAGACCUGGAGUGUUGCUUUUUCUCCUGAUGGAGAAUGGUUCGCAUGGUCACAAGGACAUGGUAUCAUCAAGCUCAUUCCCUGGCCACUUGAAGAAAACCAUUUGCAACCACAAGCCUAUGGACCAAAAAGAGGAUGUUUUAAGGCUUCAGAAAUCAAAGGAAGAGGAAACACAAAAGAAAAAAUACUAGACUGUGGUCAGAUUGUUUGGGGCUUGGCAUUUGGAUGUUCAUCCUCACCAUCUGGGUGGAAGCUUUGGCCAUACAGUAGACACCAACAUGCUGGAAGUCAUGGCACUUGGAUGCUUUUGGCAACAGGAUUAAAUGAUGGACAUGUUAAAGUCUGGGAUGUACAUACAGGACGCCUACUCUUCAAUCUAUCUGGUCAUCAGGAUGUUGUAAGAGACUUGAGCUUUGCUACCAACGACAGUCUGAUCCUUGUCACUGCAUCACGGGACAAGACUUUAAGAAUAUGGGACCUUCAAAAAGAUGGAAAACAGAUCCAAGUACUCUCUGGACACAUCCAGUGGGUGUACUGCUGUUCCAUCUCCCCAGACUGUAGCAUGUUGUGUUCUGCAGCAGGAGAGAAUACUGUUCUGCUUUGGAGCAUGCGUUCAUAUACACUUAUCAGGAAGUUGGAGGGCCAUAGCAACAGUGUAGUGUCAUGUGAUUUCUCCCCGGAUUCUGCUCUUCUAGUCACAGCCUCAUACGACACCUCUGUAAUUAUGUGGGAUCCUUAUACUGGAGAGAAAUUACGGGUGUUUCCGCAUGUUUCACUGCCCCCUGAGCUGGAAUACAGUGCUAUGGAGCCACAGCUUAGCUCUUUGAGGUCGGUUUGCUUUUCUCCUGAAGGGCUGUACUUGGCAAGUGUGGCAGAUGACAGGUUUCUCAGAAUAUGGUCAUUAGAGCUACAAAACCCUGUGUCUGUUGCACCUGUCACAAAUGGACUGUGCUGUACAUUUUUUCCCCAAGGGGGAAUUAUUGCAACCGGGAACAGAGAUGGACAUGUGCAAUUUUGGACAUCCCCUCGAGUACUAUCAUCACUCCGACACUUGUGCCGGAAAGCACUUCGCUGCUUCCUCACUACCUAUCAAGUUCUCGCUUUACCCAUUCCAGGAAAAAUGAAGGAUUUCCUUACCUACAGAACUAAUCUUUAGGCUUCUUGUCUGGAAACAAGGAGUAUGUGAUGGGGACCUCUUAGAACUAUUAACAGCACUUUGGAAUAGGAUUGCAGGUUUUCUAAAUAGCUUGUAUCAGGAUUUAUGGUCACCUACAACCGAUUCUUUCCUCAGUCAAAUACACCAGCAAAUCCUAAAUAUAUAUAUGAUAAAGGUCAUAUGGAAGAAAUGCAAUCUAAUUACAGACUACAGAAAAAUAAUCUACAAACCUACCAAUGCAAAUCGGUUGUGAAACAUGCCAUAACAUUUGUACAAAAAAUCAUUACCUAUUGCAUCCAUUUAAUGUUUAUAUUAGUCUUGAAAAAAAUUAUGCUGCAUAGUCACAAACUUCUAAAAUAUUUUUUUUUAUUUUUUGUUUCCCCCCAAAUUCUAGUGUUUUAAAGCCUUUAAAAUGUAUUUGUAAUUGUGCAUGAAACCACAAACUUAACAUUUCUUUCUAAAUGUCCCUGUUCUGCUUUACUAACAUAACUGAAUCUAUUGUUCUGUUGCCCUACCAUUUUUGUUUCACACUUGUUUAAGUUGAUACCUCUGCCAAAUAGUGGAGUGCUUAUAAAUCAUCUUUGCAGAGGAUUACAAGAGCAUCCAUUCCGUGAUCCUUUCAAUGUGAAUGAAUUGAUUAAAAAAAUCUGUUAUCAGACGCUCGCACUUAAAAUGAAAAGUACCAUAUGACACAUUGUUGCUGACUUGUUUUCUAAAUGUCACUGUUUGAAGUUUUAAACUAAUCUUACAUUUUGAAACCAUCCAUAAGAAACGGCCAUACAGUGUGUCUUGCAACACUAGAAGUUAAUAUUCAACUAUGAUCACACCAAGUAAUUACAAUAUAUAUCUGAAUUUUCUGCUCUAGUAUAUAUCAUUCAUAUGAAAGCAUACUUAAAAGGACAGUAACUAUACACCAAUUUACAUAGUCAUAUGCAAAAGUUUAGGCACCCCUGACAAUUUCCAUGAUUUUCAUUUAUAAAUAAUUGGGUGUUUGGAUCAGAAAUUUUAUUUUGAUCUAUCAAAUAACUGAAGGACACCGUAAUAUUUCAGUAGUGAAAUUCGUUUUAUUUGAUUAACAGAAAAUGUGCGAUAUGCAUCCAACCGAAAUUAGACAGGUGCAUAAAUUUGGUCACCCCAAAAGAAAUAUUGCAAUAAUAUUUAGUAGAGCCUCCUUUAGCAGAAAUAACAGCCUCUAGACGCUUCCUAUAGCCUGUAAUGAGUGCAUGGAUUCUGGAUGAAGGUAUUUUGGAGUAUUUGGACCAUUCCUCCUUGCAAAACAUCUCCAGUUCAGUUAGGUUUUAUGGUUGCCGAGCAUGGACAGCCCGCUUCAUAUCACCCCACAGAUUUUCAAGGAUAUUAAGGUCUGGGGACUGGGAUGGCCAUUCCAGAACAUUGUACUUGUUCCUCUGCAUAAAUGCCAGAGUAGAUUUUGAGCAGUGUUUUGGGUCAUUGUCUUGUUGAAAUAUCCAGCUCCAGCGUAACUUCAACUUUGUGAUUGAUUCCUCAACAUUAUUCUCAAGUAUCUGCUGAUAUUGAGUGGAAUCCAUGCGUCCCUCAACUUUAACAAGAUUCCCAGUACCGCCACACAGCACCACAGCAUGAUGAAACAUCCACCAAAUUUUACUGUGGGUAGCUAGUGUUUGUCUUGGAACGCUGUGUUCUUUUGCCACCCGGCAUAACGCCCCUUGUUAUGACCAAAUAACUCAAUCUUUGUUUCAUCAGUCCACAGCACCUUCUUCCAAAAUGAAGCUGACUUGUCCAAAUGUGUGUUUGCAUACCUCAAUGACUCUGUUUGUGGCUUGUGUGCAGAAAAGGCUUCUUCUGCAUCACUCUCCCAUAGGCUGAAUUGUUGAACGAUGCACAGUGACACCAUCUGCAGCAAGAUGAUGUAGGUCUUUGGAGGUGGUCUGUGAGCUGUUUCUAAUGACACGGUGAGCCCACGGAUCAUCUUAAUUACUGUUGGGAAUAUCACUCCUGACCAGCAGGAGGAGGCAAAGAGCACCACUGCAAAAGCUGUUAAAUACCACUCCCCCUACCCACAAUUCCCAGUCAUUCUCUUUGCUUGUAUCAGUUGCAAGGAUGGGUAAAGAUAGGUGUCUGAUUCUUCAAUCAAGAGUUUAUUUUUUAAGCAGAGCAAGUUUGCUCUGGUUUUCUUUGGGGUUUAGCCGUAGUCCAUGUCAGUCUCUUCAGUAGAGCAAGUGGUGGCUUUUAAGCAUUUGGGAACUUGUGGGGUAUAAUCCCACUGGGCCUCCCAAGUAAUUUCAUGCUGCCCUUGGUUGAAAGUUUGAGUAAGUUUACUCAGCCUUUUUUUUCACAGGUUCAUGUGAGGUAGGAAUCCCCUCUCAUACCAAGUGAGCUGUCCUGCUGCCGGACAGAUUUUUGAGGUAAGUGCCUAUUUUUUUCCCUGUUUUUGAUAUAGUAGAAUUUGGCACUUUGACAGUUAAUUCUGUCUAAAUAUACAAUCAGCCUUCUAGGUUAACUGUUCAUUGUAUGGCAGUUUUGCAGGCACUGGGGAUGUUUGGCUUCUUGUGGGGGGCAGACUCUCUUUCUUUGCUCAAGCUUGGGUUUGAGAUGUUCAGGAUCCCUGGGUGGUAGAUAUCGUGUCCCAGGGUUACAAACUGGAGUUCAAGAAUUUUCCUCCCAGAGGCAGGUUUCUUCUCUCCAGGUUAUCUGUAAACCAGAUAAAAGGAGAGACGUUCUUACGUUGUGUUCAGAAUCUUUCCGACAUGGGAGUGAGAGUUCCUGUUUCGGUUCAGGAACAGGGUCUGGGUUUUUAUUCCAAUCUCUUUGUCGUUCCCAAAAAGGAGGGAACUUUCAGACCUAUUUUAGAUCUCAAGAGUGUAAACCUGUUUCUCAGUGUUCCGUCUUUCAAGAUGGAAACUAUUUGUUCCAUUCUUCCUUUGGUUCAGGAAGGUCAGUUCAUGACCACAGUGGAUCUAAAGGAUGCGUAUCUGCAUAUUCCCAUUCACAGGGAUCCUAAGAUUUGCCUUUCUAGAUAAACAUUUUCAGUUUGUAGCUCUUCCUUUUGGUCUGGCAACAGCUCCCAGAAUUUUUUCAAAGGUAUUGGGAGCAUAGUUGGCGGUGCUUCGAAUUAAGGGUGUUGCAGUAGCUCCUUAUCUGGAUGACAGUCUAGUUCAGGCUCCAUCUUUUCAACUAGCAAACUCCCAUAUGGAGUUGUCUUUUCUGUGCUCCCACGGUUGGAUCGUGAAUUUAGGAAUAAGUUCCUUAAUUACGGCUACAAGAGUGGUAUUUUUGGAGACCAUCAGAGAUUCUCUAGAGAUGAAAAUUUUUCUGACAGAAGCAAGAAAGUCAAAGAUUUUCAAUACGCGUCUUGCUCUUCAGUCCCUUCCUCGGCCAUCAGUGGCUCAGUGCAUGGAGGUUAAAGGUCUGAUUUUUUGUCAUGGACAUCAUUCCAUUUGCUCGGUUCCUCUGCAGUUAUGUUUGCUCAGACAGUGUAACGGGGAUUAUGCAGAUCUAUCUCCAAAGAUUGUUCUAGAUCAGAUGUCCAGAGAUUCUCUUCCAUGGUGGUCUCAGGAUCUUCUCUCUCAGGGAACUUGCUUUCGCAGACCUGCCUGGGUGAUUGUAACCACGGAUGCCAGUUUGCUGGGCUGGGGUGCCGUCUGUGGUUCAUUAAGGGCUCAGGGUCUAUGGACUCGGGAGGAGUCGGUUGUUACAAUAAAUGUUUUGGAACUGAGAGCAAUUUUCAAUGCUCUUCUAGCCUGGCCUCAGCUAGCUUCAACCCAGUUUAUCAGGUUUCAGUCAGACAACAUAACGUCAGUGGCUUACAUCAAUCAUCAGGGAGGAAACCAGAGUUCCUUGGCCAUGAGAGGUAGCCAAGAUUAUUCAGUGGGCGGAGAUUCACAACUGUUGUCUGUCUGCUAUCCACAUUCCAGGGGUGGACAAUUAGGAAGCGGUUUUUCUGAGCAGACAGACUUUUCAUCCAGGUGAGUGGGAACUUCAUCCAGAGGUCUUUCCCAGCUUGAUUCUCAGUUGGGGGCAGCCCGAGUUGGCUCUCAUGGCAUCUCGUCAGAAUGCCAAGCUCCCGAGGUACGGGUCAAGGUCAAACGAUCUUCAGGCUGUUCUGAUAGAUGCUCUGGCAGUUCCUUGGACUUUCAGUCUGGCAUAUGUGUUCCCUCCAUUUGCUCUUCUUCCUCGGGUCAUUGCUCGGGUCAAACAAGAGAGGGCAUCGUUGAUUCUCAUUGCUCCGGCGUCGCCUCACAGAAUCUGGUUUGCAGAUCUGGUGGAGAUGUCUUCCCUUUCACUUUGGCGGCUUCCAUUAAGGAAGGACCUGCUUCUGCAGGGUCCCUUCCUUCAGCCAAAUCUUGUUUCUCUGAAGCUGACUGCUUAGAGAUUAAAUGCUUGAUUCUUUCUAAGCGUGGUUUUUCUGAGUAAGUCAUUGAGACUAUGAUUCAGGCUCGUAAGCCUGUGACUAGGAAGAUUUAUUAUAAGAUUUGGCGUAUAUAUUUGUAUUGGUGUGAAUCCAAAGGCUACUCGUGGAGCAGAGUUAGGAUUCCUAGGAUUUUGUCUUUUCUCCAGGAGCGUUUGGAGAAAGGUUUAUCUGCUAGUACCCUGAAGGGUCAAAUUUCUGCUUUAUCUGUUUUAUUGCGCAAGUGCCUGGCAGAUGUUCUUUCUUUUUGUCAGGCCUUGGUUAGAAUUCGACCUGUGUUUAAGUCUACUACUCCACCUUGGAGUCUUAAUUUGGUUCUUAGAGUCCUUCAACAGGCUCCGUUUAAACCUAUGCAUUCUUUGGAUAUUAAGAUGUCCUCUUGGAAGAUUUUGUUUCUGGUGGCUAUUUCUUCGGCUCAGAGUUUCGGAGCUUUCAGCCUUACAGUAUGAAUCACCUUUUCUUAUUUUUCACUCGGAUAAGGUAGUUCUGCAUACUGCCUUGGGUUUUCUUCCCAAGGUUGUUUCUGAUAAGAAUAUUAAUGAAGAUAUUGUUGUUCCUUAUUUGUGUCCUAAUCCUUCUUCUCAUAAGGAGUGUUUGUUGCACAUCCUGGAUGUGGUUCUUGCAUUGAAAUAUUAUUUGCAGGCGACUAAGAAUUUUCGCCAGUCUUCUUCUUUAUUUGUUGUCUUUUCUGGGAAGCGUAAGGGUAAGAAAGCUACGGCUACUUCUCUUUCUUGUUGGUUGAGGAGUGUAAUUCACUAGGCAUAUGAGACUGCUGGUCAGCAGCCUCCUGAGAGAAUCACGGCUCAUUCCACGAGGGCUGUUUCAUCUUCUUGGGCUUUCAAAAAUGGAGCUUCUGUAGAUCAGCUUUUCAAGGCUGUGACUUGGUCAUCUUUGCAUAAUUUUUCAAAAGUUGAUACUUUUGCUUCAGCAGAGGCUUCUUUUGGGAGAAAGUUCUUCAAGCAAUGGUGCCUUCUGUUUAGGUUAACUGUCUUGUCCCGCCCUUAUUAUCCGUGUCCUCAAGCUUGGGUAUUGGUUACCAACAGUAAUUAAGAUGAUCUGUGGACUCACCUUGUCAUUAGAAAGAAAACAUAAUUUAUUCUUACCUGAUACAUUUAUUUAUUUCUUGAAAUGGUGAGUCCAUGGUCCGCCCUGUUUUUCAGACAUUUUGCUUUUCUAUAAACUUCAGGCACCUCUGCACCUUAGAUUACUUCCUUUCUCCUUUCACUUUGGUGGAAUGACUGUGGGUAGGGGGAGUGGUAUUUAACAGCUUUUGCUGUGGUGCUCUUUGCCUCCUGCUGGUCAGGAGUGAUAUUCCCAACAGUAAUUAAGAUGAUCAGUGGACUCACCGUGUCAAGAAAUAAAUUUAUCAGGUACGAAUAAAUUGUUUUUUUGACUGUUCUCACCAUCCUUUGCCUCUCCUAUAUUUUACUUCUGGCCUUAACAAGAACUGUGCCUGUGGUCUUCCAUUUCCUCACUAUGUUCCUCACAGUGGACACUGACAGCUUAAACCUCUGCAAUAGCUUUUUGUAGCCUUCUCCUAAUGUUGAACAAUCUUUGUUUACAGGUUAUUUGAGAGUUGUUUUGAGGCCCCCAUGUUGCCACUCUUCAGAGGAGAGUCAAAGAGAACAACAAUUUGCAAGUGGCCACCUUAAAUACCUUUUCUCAUGAUUGGAUGCAUCUGUCUAUGAAGUUCAAGGCUUAAUGGGCUCACCAAACCAAUUGUGUGUUCCAAUUAAUCAGUGCUAGGUAGUUACAGGUAUUCAAAUCAACAAAAUGACAAGGGUGCCCAAAUUUAUGCACCUCUCUAAUUUCAUUUUGAUGCAUAUUGCACAUUUUCUGUUAAUCCAAUAAACCUAAUUUCACUACUGAAAUAUUACUGUGUCCUUCAGUUAUUUUGAUAUAAUGAAAUUGCUGAUCCAAACACCCAAUUAUUUAUAAAUGAAAAUCAUGGAAAUUAUCAGGGGUGCCUAAACUUUUGCAUACAACUGUAGAACUUCAUGUAAUAAGACACUACUAUAAAAAAGAAUAUGCACAGAUACUGAAGAAAAAAAAAUCUAGUACAAACCUUUUGAAAAUGUACUUAGAAGCUCCCAGUUUAGCGCAGUUGAUGAGGUUAGGCUGGGACACCCACUGAAAGGGGCUGGGAAAACAGAAACAGACCCCCCCCCCCACCCUGCAUAUGAAAUAACAGAUUAUACAAACAGGAGCAACAGGUAUCUGUAGACAACAGUAUUCAUCUAAAACUUUGGGGCUUGGUUAGGAGUAUGAAAAUCAGCACAAUAUUAUUAAAAAAAAAAUAUGCAAAACUUUACAUUUAACUAUACAUAAACACUCCCAGAGGGACUCUAUAAAUGGAACAUCUACAAAACAUUUAUGCAAAGAAAAAUCUAGUUUACAAUGGCCCUUAUACAUUUCCUUUUAAUUUCAAAGCGAGUUAUGUUUGUGUACAGCUAAUCCCUAAGAUUAAUUACUUACUGGGUGAGAAGGAAAACCUGCUUUUUUCUUUCUUGAUUCAGAUGGUGCAUACAACUUUAAACAACUUUCCAAUUUACUGUUAUUAAAUUUGCUUAAUUUAUCCUCUGUUGGAGAAGUAGCAAUGCAUUACUGUGUGCUAGCUAAACACAUGCCUCUUGUCAGUGGCUCAUCUAAUCGGCAGCUAGCUCUCAGUAGUGCAUUGCUGCUCCUUGCUAUGUGUGUGCUUUUUUAACAAAUCAGUAAAUUGGAAAGUUGUUUAAACUUGCAUGCUCUACCUGAAAGUUUAAUUUUGACUUUACAAUGCCUUUAAAUACUGUUUAACAUUUUACCUAGAAAACUUAUUCAUCUGUUUUAGUUGAUUUGAAAGGUGCAUUAAAAAGGAUAUGAAACCCAAA
This is a messenger RNA of Bombina bombina (fire-bellied toad), 8959 nucleotides long. RefSeq names its product WD repeat and SOCS box containing 2 (gene WSB2). The record is from RefSeq and is a predicted model, not a curated record. NCBI's taxonomy places the organism in Eukaryota, Metazoa, Chordata, Amphibia, Anura, Bombinatoridae. The transcript has 10 exons. Bases 440 to 1702 code for a protein of 420 amino acids. Gene Ontology annotation, biological process: intracellular signal transduction. Gene Ontology annotation, molecular function: protein binding.